CACUUCUCUUGCUGCUACCACUUCCCUUGCUGCUGUUCCUACUGCUCGAGCAUCCGCAGCCGGCGUAGAAGAAUGGGGAGUCGUGACAUCGGACGUCGGCGCACUGCUCGAAUCGGGAGGGGUUACCAUGGUGGGUCUCUCUUGCUGAUCUUGGGCGGCAGCAGCUUCGGCGGCGCGAGCUGCCUCAGCAGCAAGUUUCGCCUUCGCCAUCCGACGGGUUUCGCGAGGGAUGGGGCCAGGCAUGUUAUCGGGGUCGUUGGGAUCAUUGGGAUCGUUGGGGGUUUGGUUUGGAUCGCCCGGGUUCUGAGAACCAUUGGGAACGUUGGCUUUCGGGGUUGAUGCCAUGUUUGGGACGUGUUUGGGUUUGAGAUUCUGAGUCUGGGAUUGUAGAAAAAGAUAAUGCUUGAUAAAAAGUUCACGAAACGUAG
Messenger RNA from Gamsiella multidivaricata, 428 nucleotides. RefSeq lists its product as uncharacterized. The record is from RefSeq and is a predicted model, not a curated record. The transcript has a single exon. NCBI's taxonomy places the organism in Eukaryota, Fungi, Mortierellomycota, Mortierellomycetes, Mortierellales, Mortierellaceae. The coding region runs from base 73 to 339 and encodes 88 amino acids.